Molecule: messenger RNA, 276 nt
Organism: Rotaria sp. Silwood1
Lineage: Eukaryota; Metazoa; Rotifera; Eurotatoria; Philodinida; Philodinidae
Source: the annotation of a GenBank genome assembly
AUGCUCGCCCCAACUAUUCAACAAGGUGCUGGUUUGGUCAAUGCUUUUCAAGCUUUAACAGCUACCACGAUCAUAUCACCAAGUGAAUUAGCAUUGAAUGAUACAGUUAGACAAGAGGCUUUCUACAAAAUCAAAACAUCCAAUAUUGGUAAAAAAGCAGCCGUGUACAAAGUCAGGCAUCAUGGAGCUGCAUUGGCUACUGGUUUACAGAAAGGAAACGAUCAACUUUUGUCCCAACCCAUAUGCACUGCUGACUAUGCUGUGAGUAUUAUAUGA